UGUUGUUCUAGACAUAAACUAUAAUGCAAACGCAAUACAAAAGUAUUUGCUGCAGACUGUGUCUUGACAGCCUGGAGUAUACGUUGGAUGCUGUGAUUUUGAAUGAAAAUGAAAAAUACUCGAAGUUGAUAAGUGAUGUUUUGUCAAUCGAGAUUUUGAAUGAUUCACUUCAAGACUACUUCAUGUGCUUUAUAUGUAAAAUAUUCUUGGACAGUUUCGACCAAUUUAAACAGAAAUGUCUGAAAAACGAUGUAGUCUUCCGAGAGCAACAUCAAUUCUGUUUUGCUGAAGAUGAUAGUAAUGUCAAUACAGAAGUUGACCCAUCCGAGGAACUACGUAAGAUUAAAUUGGAGAUUGAAGGCCAAGAAAUUGAACCGGAAAAUAUGGACGCGAUGUGCAAUGAUCUCCUCGAAGACAAGUCGAAAACUCAAAAAAUCUCCUGUACAGAGUGUGGGAAAAUGAUCAGUAAGAAUAACAUAAUGGUUCACAUGGCAAUACAUAAACAAGCCAAAGCUCGCUUUCCGUGCAUUCACUGUGAUAAAGAUUUUACCGAUUUGAACAAUCUAAGGAAACAUGUUAACACGCAUACUAGAGAGUUGAUCUAUCCAUGUGAUAUAUGUGGAAAGAUUUUCGAUAGAACAGAUACCCUCGGUAAGCACAGGAAAAUUAUGCAUUCUGAUGAGCGGAAUCAAAUAUGCUCGAUAUGUGGCAAGGGGUAUGCUUUGAAGCAAAGCUUGACCCAACACUUAAAAUCAGCUCAUUCCAAUGUUAAGACAAAGGAGUGCCAGGAAUGUGGAAUGAUGUUCAAGUUUAGCAAUGAGUUGAAAAUGCAUAUAAUAAAACAUACUAAGGAACGUCCACAUCCGUGCCCAAUGUGUCCAAAGCAAUUCACAAGAGCUUACUACCUCAAGGUGCACAUUAGAAGUAUUCAUUCUUGCGAGAGCUGAAGGU
Ochlerotatus camptorhynchus is the source of this 951-nucleotide messenger RNA. Its product is annotated as gastrula zinc finger protein XlCGF8.2DB-like. Lineage: Eukaryota; Metazoa; Arthropoda; Insecta; Diptera; Culicidae. Gene Ontology annotation, cellular component: nucleus. The coding region runs from base 24 to 947 and encodes 307 amino acids. The record is from RefSeq and is a predicted model, not a curated record. The transcript has 3 exons. Gene Ontology annotation, molecular function: zinc ion binding; DNA-binding transcription factor activity, RNA polymerase II-specific; RNA polymerase II transcription regulatory region sequence-specific DNA binding. Gene Ontology annotation, biological process: regulation of transcription by RNA polymerase II.